Molecule: messenger RNA, 3721 nt
Organism: Bacillus rossius redtenbacheri
Lineage: Eukaryota; Metazoa; Arthropoda; Insecta; Phasmatodea; Bacillidae
Exons: 13
Coding region: 1-3282 (1093 amino acids)
Cellular component (GO): extracellular matrix
Molecular function (GO): protein binding
Source: RefSeq, a predicted model, not a curated record
AUGGUGACUGCACGGAGGAGGGGGUGUGAGGGUGCGUUCUGCCAGGUGGGGCUGGUGCUGGCGGGGAUGCCAGACCACGAGAAAAGGGACGCAGAACAGGAGCACAUGAAUGUGCCUCUGCCCAGUGAAGAUGAGGCAGAGAUGUCUAGCGACGACGGCUCCACUGUCGUCGCUAACAAAAAAACGAAAACAGGGGAAACAAGCAGGAUUCGCCCCCCUCUCACGAACCCGGCUUACAACAAGCAGGGCGCGCGCGCGCGUAAAACCCCGGCACGCCGGACUCACGACCCGGCGAGCCAGCCGGCCCCCAGCACGAGUGCAGGUUCGAGCCCUGCCUCAGCAGAACCAGCCCCUCAGGCACCCAAAAAGAUGCAGGUUAAACCCCUGUUUGUUUUUGUCGACCAGGCACAUAGCUACCCGGUCAUAAAAGCUGCAUUAGAUGCAGCCCUGCUAGAAAAGUGGUCGUGCAUAAGUAGAGGGCACGACCAGCUAAUGGUACACACCGCCACAGUCACAGAGUACCACAGGGCAGUGAAGGCCCUAGAAGCGGCCGGAGUGCAGCACUCCGUGCUACUACAGCGGGACGAGAUCCCAAAUAAAUUCGUUUUCUGCCGCGUCCACAGCAGCAUGGACAAGGCUUUCAUUCAGGGGGAGUUCCAAAGAAUGGGACUUCCAGUACAAAAUUUUUGGUUCCUGACCAAUAGGCAGACCAGGCAACCAAUAAACAAAUUAGUGGUUGAACUCCCGAAGGCCAUUAACACAGACAAGGUCUACGCCAUCAAGUCCUUUGGUGGCCUCAACAUCAGAGUUGAGGACUACAGGCACCCUAAGGGCCCACUACAAUGUGGGAACUGUCAGCGAUUUGGCCACUCUGGCAAAGGCUGCAGAGCCUCCCCUGUGUGUCGCUGGUGUAGCCAGGGCCACAAAACUGAGGUGUGCCCCCAGGGAGGGGACAAAAAACAGAUGAAGUGCGCGCGCUGCGACGGCCCGCACUCUGCGAACUAUAGAGGCUGCAUGGCCUUUAAGAGAGAAAACUGGCGUCACCUCCCGCAGCAAGAAAGGAAGGAACGCGAGCUACAAUCUAAGCGCGCAAUGCGCGACAAUAGGCGAGCUGCAGCAGCAGCUCCAGUCCCCCCUCCCCCGCAACACGCGGGCCCCUCUGGGUGCCAGCCCCAGCCCCCCAGACAAGCGUGGAGAGCCCCCAGCUACCCCGCCCCGCAACAGUACAAUCAGUACACAGCUUUGGCCGACAGUGAAUUCCUGAAGGUUGUCCAGCAAUCUAAAACCUUCGCCCAGGAUCCGAACCUGGCCCAGGUCCUAGAGCCGAUGUGCCAACUGAUGGCCAUCUGGUGCAACCCGGCCAUGUCCCUUCAGGACAAAGUACAAGCCACCAUGGGCUUCUGUGGCGGUGUGGCAGUGUGGCAGUGUGGUGGUGUGUGUAGUGGUGUGGCGGUGUGGCUGUGUGGCGGUGUGCAAGUGUGGCAGUGUGGUGGUGUGGUGGUGUGGCAGUGUGGCAGUGUGGUGGUGUGGCAGUGUGGUGGUGUGGCGGUGAUGAAGCGAGCGCGACUCGAACAAACAGCCUGGCGCGACGCUGCGGAGGUGCGCGAGGCGCGAUCUGAUAACCGCCUCGCCUGCCCGCUCGCUCCUGCAGCAGAGGAAGUGUUUUCCGAGCAACGACUGAGUCACGUUUCCCGGCUCUCGCGGGCCGCGUCACAGAUAAGCCUCGAGAUAACCUAUCACGCUGCCUCGCCGCACCUGGGAGCGGAGAUCCAGGCGAGGAUAGCUCGAGGGUGGACGCGCUGCUGUGCAACUCUCAUCUGCAACACAAACACACGGAUCAUGAAAAUGAGUCCGAGGAGAGCAUGGAGUGGCGUGAUGCUGCUGGCUGCCAUGCUGUGCAAUGCAGAUGCCAGAGCGGUAUGCGAGAGAUGCGUCUGCUCCAAUGAGAUCCUCGACUGCUCGAACCGGACGCUGGAAGCCCACUUGAGCGCCUCGGAUUGGACCGAGGCGAUGCGCACCAGCCCAGCCAUCUCGACAGCCCGCUUCGACUUCAACCAGAUUGUGCACGUCACACCUUUCCCUGCCCUGCCUCUCACCAGCCUCUCGCUCAGCCACAACAGCAUUGUCAGGGUGGACAAGUUUGCCUUCCAGAACCUCACAAACCUCACCGAGCUUGACCUCAGCUACAAUCAGCUGACAUCCGACCAGCUCACUGCAGACGUGUUUAAGGGCACAUACGCUCCAUCCGAGUACCAGCCGCUGCAAGCCAUGCGAGUGCUCAAGCUGGGGAACAAUGCGCUCCACAUGCUGCACUCGGACUUGUUCGUCCACCUGCCGGAGCUGGAAGUGCUCCUGCUGGAGAAGAACGAGUUCUACGUGCUGGACCACGUGACGGUGAUGGCGCUGUCCUCGCUGCCCAACUUGAAGGUGCUGGACCUGUCCUACAACGACAUGAGGACGUUCCCCGACACCCUGCUGCACAGCACGAGGCUGCUGGCCAGGCUCAGCCUGGAGGGCAACCAGCUGACCCGAGUGCCACAAGGUCUCGCCAACAGCCACCGGCUCGAGCACCUCUCGCUCAGCGACAACCCCAUACAGGCCAUCGACGCCGACACUGGCUUCCCCUGGCUGCCGUACCUCAAGUCCCUGCAGCUGAGCUACAUGGGCCAGCUGGAGCGCAUAGGCGCGGGCGGUCUCUCGCGGCUGACGGGGCUGGAGGAGCUGCACUGCAACCACAACCCUCGCCUCAGAGUCGUCGACGAGGCGGCCCUGUCGCGCUCCGAGGACGGCAACAGCCAGGCCACGUGGCCGCCGCUCAGGAAGCUUUGGUUGAAUGACAACGUUCUUGGUUACCUCAGCUCUCGACUCGUGGACAGAUGGGACAAACUGGACGUCAUAGAUAUCCAAAUGAAUCCUUGGAUAUGCGACUGUGAAAACCAGUGGGUCGUCAGUACACUGGUCAAAGUUGUCGAGAGUAAGAAUCCGGAUCUCGUGGAGGGAAUCAUGUGCGGCGCGCCAGAGGAGAUGAAGGGCCGCCGCGCCGCCGACCUUGAGGCGCGCCGCUACAACAUGCGCUGCCUGGACGUGGACGGAGCGCACCCCGAGCGUGACGGCGUGUUGCUCAUCGGCGUGCUGGUGGGCGCGCUGGUGGCGGCGCCGGCCACGCUCGCCGCCGUCUUUCUGUGGCGCAAGGCGCAGCAGCUGCUGCAGGGAAGGCGCGCCCAGGCCUACUCGCGCGCCUACUACACGCGCGCCACGUCGCACGACGACAUCGCGCCCUGAGCUGUAUCACCGGCACCUUCCUGCACUUCCCGUUGCAUCUCCUGCAGUUCCCACCCAACAGCUAGAGACCCGGAAAAAUUCGCGUGUUCAUUUCUUGUUAUGCUAAAAUUCAAAUAAUCAUACCUAGAGACCCGUGAAUUUCGCGGAUUCAAUGACCUCCAGGAUGGACUCUAAUAUCCUCUACACACUCGGGCAAAUGCCAACUGUUCAUUAUUGGCUGCUGACUUGUGAGUCGUCUCGACUGGGUGGCCUGUGAUUCGACACUUCUAUGAGUGAGGGUCUCUUAUUGGCCCUCAGUCCUCCAGAUUAACAGAGAACCAAUGGCAGAAGCAGCACUAAGGUAUAAUUAUUUUAAUUUUAGCAUAACACGAAAUGAUACCGCGAAAUUCACGGGUCUCUAAUCAUACCUUAGUGCUGCUUAUGCCAUUGGUUCUCUGUU